This is a messenger RNA of Drosophila montana, 8472 nucleotides long. RefSeq names its product lava lamp (gene lva). The record is from RefSeq and is a predicted model, not a curated record. The transcript has 8 exons. Lineage: Eukaryota; Metazoa; Arthropoda; Insecta; Diptera; Drosophilidae. Bases 306 to 8159 code for a protein of 2617 amino acids.
ACUUUGAAGCCCUGGUGUUUAAGUUUUUUUUGUUAGCAUUGCUUAAUUACAAUUGGUAAAUGAAUUUUCAAUGAAAUGCAGUGCAAAAAUUGUUAAUAAUUGUGGCAGGAAAUCGAGUUGCCUAUUGAAAUAACUCAAUGUCGAUAGCUAGCAGGACGAACCUCACGAAACACACGCGACGACAUUGGAUAUAUCCCCGCCGGAGAUAGCCAGUGCGGUUUUAUUUUUUGUUUUCCCCCUCUGUUUUUUGUUGUUGUUGUUGUUUUUGUUUUUAAGCGCAUUUAGCUAGUUGCAUUUGGUUUGUAAUGCCCGGGCACAGGGGCACGGUGGAGCCGGAGGAUGCCGAUGACAGCAGCUCCACGGAUUUAUCACUUGGCCAGGCGACAACUGGCGGCGGCGGCAAGGCACGCCUGGACAGCCUGCGCGAGAAUCUGUUCAAGCAACAGGAACGUCUCACGGCGUUGCGUGAGCGCGCGCUGCGCAAAUCCGAGGAUGGCGCUGGCGCUCCACUCAAGUCCAGCCUAAGUGAUUCCAUGGAAUCGCUCAAGUCGCUGGGCCAGAAGCUGACCAUGCUGAAGGGCUCGCCGGGCCAGCAGCUGCUGUCCUCCACGCCGCUGGUCACGCCCACCAAGCUGGCCGACCAGCUGGAGUACAGCGGCAGCGAGAAGCUGCAAAUGCUCAACCAGCGCACCGAACAGAAUCGUGCGCUGCUCGAGCAGCGCAAACGUGACAUGGCCAAAUCGCUGCAGUCGGUCAAGACGGGCCUCCGUCUGAGCACCAGCAGCGAGCUGGGCUCCUCGAUGAGCGAUCUGCGCGCCGCGGCUGCAGCGGCGGCGGCGGCGACGCCGGCGCCCGUGUCGCGGCAUCGUUCCGCGGCGGAUCUGCAGCAGCAGCAACAGCAGGCGCAGGCGCAGCCGGCCAGCGAGGAGGGUCGCCUGAAGCUGCUGAAGAACAAGAUGAAGCUGAUCGAGAUGAAGCAGGGCCGCAAGGAGCAGGAGCUGCAGCAGGAACUGCACGAGCUGCGCCACGAACUGGCGCAGCGCGAACAGCACAUACAACAGCUGGAGGCGAGCGAACGCCCGCUGGCCGAGCAGGAGAACACCCGCCUGCACGCCGAGAUCGAGCAGCUGCGCACGCGCAACGCCGAGCUGGAGCACAGCAGCGAAAUGCUAGAGACGCUGCGCCUCGAGCUGCACAGCGCACGCGAGCAGCUGCUCGAACAGCAGCAGAGCCAGGCCGUCUCAACCGAUGCGCAGGUCAAUGUGGAGCUGGCCAAGCAGCUGCAGGAGCUGCAGCAACAAUUGCUGGAGCAGCAGCAGCAGCAGCAGCUGGAGGAGCUGGAUGAGCCCAGCGCUGGCAGCGAAACGCAACGUUUGGCCGAGCUGGAGGCGAUUAUCGAGACGCAGAACGAACAGCUGGCGGAGAAGACCACCGAGCUGAAUGUGCUCAAUGUCAAUUUGCGCGUGCUCGAGGAGCGGCUGGCGCAGAGCGUCAAGAGCAAGCCGCUCUUCCAGGACGAGGAGGCGGCGGCCAGCGAGCAGCUGCAGCUGCAGCAGCUCAAGCAGAAGCUGGACGAGUGCAACAAGAGCAACAUCAAGCUGAAGCUCAAGUGCAAGCAGGCCGAGAAGCAGCUGCAGCAGCUGCAGGGCCAGGAUGCGCAGCAGGAGCUACUGCGAUUGACGGCCGAAAAUGAGCAGCUGCAGCAGCGCAUCACGGUGCUCGAGGAUGAGAAGGGCCAGUGGCAGCUGGCCCAUGUCGAACGGGAGCAACAGGUGGAGGAGGAUCAGCAGCAGCAGCACCAGCACCAGCAGCAGCUGGUGAGCAAAUCCACGGCCACAGCUGGCCAAAACGACGAGACGAUACGCCUGCUGGAGGAGCAGAAGGAGGAGCUGCAGCAGGCACUGGCAGCGCUGCAAAUGGGCAGCGCCGCGGCACGCGUCGAAUCCGAACUGAGCGAGGUGCAGCUAGAGGAGCAGCUGUCGCAGCGCGUCCAACAACUGGAGGCGGAGGCCAACGAGCAGCGCCAACAGCUGCAGACGCUGCAGUCCGAGAAGGAGGCGCUCGACAAGAAGCUCAGCCACUACAUCAACGAGAACAUGGAGCUGCUGGACAAGCUGGAGAAGCUGAGCUCCUCCAGCUCUGCGGAGUCCAUCGAGAUUGUCGAACGACCCACAGAUCGACGCUUCAGUCCGGCUGAUCCAGCUGCCGUCGGAGACGGAGAUGGAGCUGGAGCUGGAGUUGACCCUAAUGUUGGAGCUGGACAAGAGCCAGCCGCUGCGCCUGUUCGGCUGCCGAGCUUUGUGAGCGAGCUCACCCAAACGGAUCUGGUGGCGGCGGGGCCCGAGCUGGAGGUCAACGAGAGUCUCGCCCAGCUGCGCAACGAGAGCGACGAGCUGCUCCAGAAGAUUGAGCUCUUCACCAGCGAGCGGCGCGAGGUGCUCGCCAAAAUGGAGCAGCUGCAGGCGCAGAAUGCCCAGCUCCAAGUCCAGCUGCAGACGACGCAGGAGCAGCUGCUGGCGGAGCGUGGCUCGCUGCAGGCACAGCUGGAGGAACUGCAGCGGGAUAAGCAACAGCUGUCGCUGCAGUUAAGCGACAAAUCGUCGAAUCUCUCGCAGGAGCUGAGCUCCAUGCAACGCUCCUCGGAGGUGGUCGCCGCCCUCGACUGCGGCUCUGGCGGCGCCGCGCUCUUCGACAAAUGCGAACGUUCCCUCUCCAAGCUCAGCUCCGAGCUGGAUGCCUAUCGCAAGGCCAACGAUCGCAACGCCAAGCUGAACGUGUCCAAGAAACUGGCCAAGGAGGCCAAAAAUGUGCACAGCCAGCUCUCGGAGCUGCUGCACAAGGUCAAGGAGGCCAGCACCGCGGUGGAGACGGUCACCGUCGUCGAAACCGUUGUCGCUGUCACUGCGCCCAAUGGCAAAGCUCUCGCGGAAUACGAACAGCUCAAUGCACAGAAUGCCGAGCUGAAGGCCGCCCUGGCAGCGCUCCAAGCGGAGCUGGACGAGAUGCGCGACAGCUGCGAGUCGACGUCGGAGCAGCUGUCCAAGCGGGCAAUAGGCCACAAGCUCGACGAGGAGUGGGAGCGGGAGCAGGAACAGGAGCGGGAGAAGGAAAGGGAACAGGAGCGGGAGAAGGAAAGGGAGCGGGAGCGAGAAUCCCUUAUAGCGGAGCAGCAACAGCAGCUGGCCCAGCUGGAGUCGAUCAUUGCGGAACUGCGCGCCGGCGAAACGGAGCACCUGCAGCUGAUUGGCAGCCAGAGCGCGGAGCUGGUGCAGCUGCAGCUGCAGGCGGAGCAGUACGAUCAGACGCUGAACAACAGCGAAAUGGCCCACGAGAAGCACAUGGAGCAGCAGCAGCGUCUGCGCCGAGAGCUUCAGUCGCGCAUCGAGACGCUGGAGGGGGAGCAGAGCAUACUGCAGGCUUUGGUCGCCGAGCAGAAGCAACAGCUGAUCGAGAGCUACAGCGAGGGCGAGUACGAGACGCAGCUGAAGCUGCUGGAGCUGCAGCAGUGCCAGCAGGAGCUGGAGCAGAGCGAGUCGCGCAACAAGGAGCUGCGCGACAAGCUCAAGAAAUAUGCCUUGAAUCUUAAGAAGCGGCAGGUGGAGCUGCAGCAGGAGCAGGCCAACUCGGCGGAGCUGCGCGACCAAAAGCAGCGCCUCCAAGCGGAGCUGGAGCAGGCGCAGCAGCAGGCCCAGCUGGAGAACAAGGAGCUGCAGCAGCAGCUGCUCAAGCAACAACCCAAGCUGGCCAAGCUCAAGGAGGAGGUGGAACGCCUCCAGGUCGAGCUGCAGAACACGGUGCACGCCAAUACGGCGCUGCGCCAGGAAAGCUACCAGCUGGAGCUGUCCCUUGCCGAGCAGACCAGCAGCGAGGAGCUGCGCCGCCAGUUGGAGCAGAAAUCCCUGAAGUUCGACAAGUCCAAGGAGGUGAUCAAGCAGCGCAACGCCACCAUCCAGAACCUGCAGCGGGAGCUUGCCGAGCUGCGUGUCCAGCUGCAGGCCCAGUCCGAGGAUGAGGAGUUGAAGCAUUCGAUGAUGCUGCUCCAGGUGCAGCAGCUGCAGGCGCAGAGCGACCAGCUCAGGGAGGACAAGAUCAACUUUGAGAUGGCCUACGCCCGGCUGGAGACGCUGCACUCGGGCAUCCAGCUCAAGCUGCAGCAGGAUCAAUCCUAUAUCGAGUCGGUGGAGGCGCAGAAUGCCGAAUUGCAGACCAAGUGCACGGCACUCGAGGAUCGGGCCGCUGUGCUGCAGGGGCACGAACUGAGCGGCAAGGAGGAGCUGCAGCUGCUCGAGCAACAGCUGCAAAUGGUCGAGCAGCAGCGGGCCGAGAACGAGGCGCAUCUCGCCGCACGCCUCCAGCAGCUGGCGGAGCGCGAGCUCAGCCAAAGCGAGCAGCUGCAGCGGCUCGCCAGCGAGGCGCAGGAGGCGCGCGAACAAAUGCUCGCACUCCAGGCUGCGCACGAUGCGCUCCUGGCGCGGCACAAGCAACUGACGCAGCAAGCCCAGCUGGCGCAGGAGGAGCGCGACCAGGAGCUGCACGAGCUGCGCACACAGCUGGAGCAGCGCAACCAGGAGCUGCAGCGCCAGCGACAGGUCUACGAUGCCAAGCUGGCGGCCAAGGCCAGCGAGCUGGACGAGCUCGACUGCGAUCUGAGCGCACAUAUGGAACGGGCCACGGCGCAGACGCGUGAGCUUACCCAUCAGCUGGAGCGCGCCCAGGAGCAGCUGCAGCAACGCGACGAGCAGCUGGCCCGCCUCAACGAGGAGCUUGCCGAGCUGGAGCGCGAACGACUCCAGCUGCUUGACAGCAGCCAGCGGAAUGUGCAGCAGAUGCAGCAGCUCCGUAUGCAGUCCAACCAGCAGCUGCGGGCGCUCCAGCAACAGAUCGCCGAUCUGGGCACGCACAACCAGACCGACGACCAGGUCCACAUCGAGACGGAGACCAACCGACUCGCCGAGAAGCUCGCCCAGCUCGACGAGCAAGCCGAGCAGCUAGCUCUAGCUCCAGCUCCGGUUCCAGCUGACGAUUGGAUGGCCUGGUCCAUACCUGAUCCUGACCCUGGCCAAGUUCCAGUGUCCGCGGAGCAGAGUUUGCCAUUGCCCGCGCCCGCCAUGUUCUUUGGCGGCGAUGCGGCGGCGGCGCCCUCGCCCUUCGACGAGAUUGUCGCCCAACCGCUGCAGAUGAGCACACAGAAUGUGGGCGUGGCACAGGGUGAGUCGAGCGAUCGGAGCAUCGAGAAUCUGCAGCGCAACGUGUCCGAUCUGGAGAAGCACGCCAAGGAGCUGGAGUCGCAGCUGGUGGCGCGCAACCAAGCGCUGGCCGAGCACGAGGAGCAGCGCGUCCAACUGGAGCGGCUGCUGGCCGAACGGGAACAGGAGCUGGACCAGCUGCGCGCCGCUGCCGAGGAGCGCGAACGUCUCGCGGCCAUCGAGCAGCUAAUACAGCCGCCCACCCUGGACAUGUUCUUUGGCGGCAGCGGCGGCGGCGUCGGUGAGACGGUGCCGGAUGCAGCCGUUGCCAGAUCCCAACAGGAGCUGGGUCUGCCGCAGAGCGAGCCCGUCGUCGAGCAGCUCAUAACGCCAAAGAAGGCGUAUCUCUGCCAGCCAGAGCAGCAGCAGCAGGAGCAGCAGCAGCAGCUGGAGCUGGCCAUCGACUGGGCCGUGGACGUGGACGAGGAUCCGUGGGCAAAUGCCGGAGCCGAGCAGCAGGAGCAGGAGCAGCAGCUGACAGAUGUGAAUGCAGCGCUGCAUGCGCGCAUCGAGGAGCUGGAGGCGCAGAAGGCGAAGCUGCAGACGAAGACCGCCAAGCUGAUGAAGUGCGUCAAGGAGUACCGCAGCAAGGAGCAGCAGGAGGCGGCGCGCAAGGACAACAACAACGAACUGGACGGCGCCAUCAUGGACGAGCUGAAGCUGCAGCUGCAGCUGCAGGAGACGCGUCAGGCCAAGACCGAGGAGCUGCUCCAACAGCAAACGCUCGAAAAGGAGAAGCUAGUGAAGCGCAUCGAUGUGCUAACCGCCGGCAACGAGCGCAUGGCCGAGCUCAAGGAGCGCCAGGAUCGCGAGGUCCAAAUGUAUCAGACGCGCAUACGCGAGCUCCAGCAGAAGCUCGAGCAGCUCGAGAGCUGGGACGAAGUGACAGCCACGCCCACGCCCAUCGCUGAUGAUGCAGCGGAUGCGGCGGAUGCAGCACGUGCAACCAUUGAGAAUUUACAGGCCGAGAACCAGGAGCUGAACAGCGAGUGCCAGGAGCUGUUGGCACAGCUGCAGCAGGAGAAGCAGCGGGCGCAGCGCGAACGGGAGCAGCUGCAAGCGCAGCUGGAGGAGGCACAUGACCAGCAGGCGGAGCAGCUGAAGCAGCAGGUGGAGCAGCUGAAGCAGCAGGCGGAGCAGCAGGUGGAGCAGCAGGUGGAGCAGGUGAAACACCAAGUGGAGCUCGAGAAGCAACAGGUGAAGCAGGAGAAGCAGCAGGCGGAGCUCGAGAAGCUGCAGGCGGAGCAGGAGUGCCAGCAGCUGCAGCUGCAGCUGGCUGAGCUCAGGGCCAAGCAGCUCGAGCUGCCGGCGAUGGUAACGACGCCGCCAGCUGCGACUGCAACUGCAGCCAGUGAUGAUGAGAGCCGGGCGCUGUUGCAGGAAAAGGAAUCGGAAAUUGUGCAUCUGAAGCAGCGCAUCGAGGACCUAAUGCGCGAGGAUCAAACCGAAAAGCUGGUGCUGGAGAUUCUAACCAAGAACCAGGAGCUGCAGCUGCUGCGCAUCCAAGUCAAGCAGCUCGAGGAGGACAAGCUGGAGCAGCAGCAGCAGGCCAGCCAGGCGGCAGCUCAGCCGGCCGAGGAACUGGAGCAGCUGCGUCGCCAGUGCGAGCAGCAGCAGCAGGAGAAGUCCGACAUGGAGGAGGAGCUGCGCGUGCUCAACAAUCAUGUGCUCGCCAGCCUAGAGCUGGAGGACAAAAUGAAGCAAGCCCUGCUCGAGCUGGACACGAAAACCAUUGAGAUAACCGAGCUGCGCAAAACGCUGGAGCAGCUCCAGCAGCAGCAGGCGGAGCAGCAGGUGGAGCAGCAGGCGGAGCCACAAUCCGAUAUCGGGGCACUGAACAAGCAGUGGGAGGCGCUGGUGGAGCAAAAGUGCAGCGAGGUGGCCAGCAUUUGGCAGGAGCAUCUGGCGCAGCGCGAGGCCGAUUACCAGGCGAAGAUCGAACAGCUGACGGCAGAUGCGGCCCAAUCUCCGGCAGAAAAGGCGGAGGAGCCAACGGACGUCGACGAGAUGCUGGUGAAGAUGCAGCGAGCGCUGGAGACGCAGGAAAUGGAAAUUGUGACAUUGAAGGAACAGCUGGCGAUACGUUCCGCUGAAUAUGCACGUCUCGCCUCCCAAUACGAUCCCUUCCGGCUGCAGAAUACGCUCGGCGGCGGCGGCAAUCCGAGCGGAUCGACAGCAGCGGGCAACAGCUCGGAUCCGCAGUCGGCGGAGCUUGUGCCCAAAUCGGAUCUGGACUAUGCGCUCAUGAUGCUCCAUCAGCGAGACAUGCGCGUCGAGGAGAUGAUCGUGGAGCUAGUGCAGCUGCUCGAGGAGCGCGAUCAUCUGCAGCUCAAGCUCUCGGACACGCUGCGCCAACUGGAGGCCGAGCGCACUGGCGCACCCUCCUCCAUCUCGCCGGCGGCACCGACGACGACGGCGGCGGCGGCCUUGGGCAGCCCCAACCUACAGCUGAGCGUGAGGAGCAGCAGCAGCAGCGGCGAUCUCGCCGUGUCCCCAGCUGCCAGCGGCAGCGAUCUGAAGCAGAAAUUGGCCGAGCUGCAAACGGUGAAGCAUUCCAAGGACAAGGCAAUUGUGGACGAGCGCGAGCAGCGACUGCAACAGAUGGUUCAGCUGCAGCGGGACAUGGCGAAGGCGGCGCCAACAGCCGGAGCAGCAGCAGCCGGCACGUCUCCAGUGACAACAGCUCUGCCUAGUCCUACUCCUCCUGCGCAGCAGCCGCAGCAGCAGCUCGAUGUGGAUCCAAGUCAACCUGCGCUGCGCUCCCCUUCCAUGCUGCUUAUGGACUGGAUAUUGGGAAACAACAAGAGCGAGGACGAGGCGCCACAGACGCCACAUAGCCUGUCCUCCCCCCAGCAGCAGCAGCAGCAGCAGCCGUCGUCGUCGUCGUCGUCGCAUCCUCCGGCGAGCAACUAGCAGCUCGCCAAGCGUCGCCAGCGUCGCCAGCGUUGCGCCAAGUUGACUGAGGCGAAAUAAUUAUCGAUUUAAACAACCUAGCAUAAGAGUUCUAUAUUGUGUACCUUGGCUGAAUGUAAACAAAGAAAGAUGUAAAAGAAAAACAGCAAAAGAAAAACGAAAAAACAAACAAACAAACAACAAAAAUAUGAGAUCAACUAUUCCCGAAUUGAGGCCCGCGCCCACGUUUUAUGUUGUAGAUAUGUAAAAAUUGUAAAAAAAAAAACAAAAAAAAAAGGAGAAAAAACAACUAGAAACAUAUGAAUAUAAAAAC